Molecule: messenger RNA, 2471 nt
Organism: Cyprinodon tularosa
Lineage: Eukaryota; Metazoa; Chordata; Actinopteri; Cyprinodontiformes; Cyprinodontidae
Gene: meioc
Product: minamoto
Exons: 8
Coding region: 168-2348 (726 amino acids)
Biological process (GO): male meiosis I; female meiosis I; mRNA stabilization
Cellular component (GO): nucleus; cytoplasm
Source: RefSeq, a predicted model, not a curated record
CAUCCUGGGUGGAGCAUAAGAGGUCUAGUCGAAGGAAUUCGGCAGACUUUUAACUUUUUUUUCAUAAUUUUUCAUAAACUUAAUAUAAUAAUCGAUUUUUAUCGAUGUUUGACGCUUGAGCUCACAGCGAACUGUAGGGAUGUACUGAAGAAUCGCUCUGGAGUAAAAUGGCGUCUGAGGGACAUCAGACCACAGCUGCCAAAUCUCUCUCUGAAACAUCCCAGCGUCCCACCAGUGUUGGUAUGAAUGGAAAAAGUGGUUGCAUGCCAGUCCCCUUCGUCAACAACCCAGUUUCAUCACAUUUGGAGCGCAGGGAUGUUUCCUGGUCUCAGGGGCUUCAGGAUGAUCCGUAUGAAGUCAGUUACACCCAGAACGCCAUUAAAAACAGGACAUUGACUGAUGCCAACUGUGACGGUGAGGCCGAUCUGCAGGGUCUUGUUUCAAAUAUAUUGGACGAAGCGGACUCACAGGAUAGCUUCUACAGUCAGAGCCUUCCCACUUGGAACCCUGUUUGGUCUCCGAAGACGCUGAAAGAAGAGCUGCUGCAGUAUUUCCCACCAGAACCAAAAACAUUCAACAACUCUUCCUUUAUUUCAAACCAUCAGCUCCAUGACACCUCCAAGAAAAGACAGCAACAAUUAGGUGAUAAAGACGUUCAUGAGUUGAGUUAUCUUCCCAGAGGUCCAGCUGCCAAUCAGCAGUGGCCUUUCAACUUACCUGAUGCAGGGAAUUAUUCCAUUCGCCCUCAAAAGCUGCCACCAGGUCUACUGACGACCAACAAAGUAGCUGCUGACCUGUCCCAGCUGCAGCAGUAUAAGCCCCCCAGCAUGCCGCCUUAUACCGGCAGAGGGAACGAUGCUCCUUUGAAGAAUUUCCCUGUUCUUAGUGACAUCUUCAGACCUCAAAAUGAUGCAAUUAAUUUGUCCCUUGAAGACUCACCAGAUGACCUCUACACACAAAAUAAGAUAAAUCCAUUCUUUAAUGAGCACCAUGUACCAGAAGACAUGAACCAACUGGUCAGCAGUUUUCAGUCAUUCAUGCCGUCGGAUCAUGACAGCAGCUGUUUGGAAGACUUUCCAAACACGCCCCAACCCACUAUGGACAUGCUCACACGCCACUUGGAGCCGAUGCAGAACGGAGAAGUUAGAGAACCAAACUUUCAAUUUGAUGAUUUGCAAGAUCCCCCCGAGUUCAGUUCUGACCACAGGGAAUACUUCCUGAAACUGAAGGCAUUCCCAGCAAAUAGGAGCAUCCCAAACCUACGCCAAAGCAAGCCAAUAGUGAAUCAUAAGCCAAGCAUGAACCAGUUUUCAAAACAUCACACCAGACAGAGCCAGAAGAUCAGGUCACAGAUGGAGAAAGAAUACAAGAUGAUGGAAACCAGCGGAUUCACUGGAGAAGGCUUCAGCAGGAGGCACAUGGCAGAGAGAGACAAACAACGCUUCUCGCAAAAUCCAUUCUUUGGUUUCCAGGGGAACAUGCAGUCUCAGAGACGCGCCAGAGAAAACCUCCUGAUUGGUGCGGGGAAUGUCCAGCAGUUGACUUCUCUUCCAUGUUCUCUAAACGACAUCAGGAGAUACUCCAAUAUGAUCAUGAACCCCAACCUUAGCUCUAGCCAUGCUCCUCACAUUAAUAUGAAUGGAAUGGGAUCCACGAAUGACGCUGCAGCAUUCAACUCCUUCAUCAGUGACAUGAAGGACCACAGAGAUGAGAGCGCCUAUCAUGGCGUGGCCUCAGCUGGUACAGCUUCACAGAUGAUGAAUGAAGGAGGACCUGCUUUCCAGAUUCACUUCUACCUGGAUGAGUGUUACCAGCAGUGUAGGAGUUUGGAAAAGGAGAGGAAAAAGACAGAGGUCAUCCUUAAAAAAGCUUUUCCUGGGAGAAGGAACACAAUGAUGACCAACGUCAACGCCCCAAAAACUCCACUAAGACUCACAAGAGUUGACUCCCUCAUCUUUACUCAGAUGAAGGAGCAAGCAAUGGUGGAAGGCCUUUUCGACAGAAUGGAGCAUCUUUGUGGUGUUUCCCUGCCUAUCAACAUCCAUGCUGCGCUGAAAAGGCACGACAUGGCUAUAUGCGUCACCCAGACAAGAUUCAAGGAGGAUGGAAACCCGACUAAACAGCAGCAGCCGGGAAUUAAUUUCAGCGAGGACAGAGGUAACAUGUUGAUGGUCACUGCACUGAAGGACCUGACUGCUACCACCAGGGGGCUCCAAACAGCUGUGUGGCGUGCCCUCCAAAUGACGCUUCCCAAAUCUGUCAGGAUUCAGGACCAUAAUGUGUGUGAAGGAGACCAAUGUGCCGAGAGGGGCUCUUCUCCUUUCCAGGGUUACUCUUUUCGAUUUUGAAUAAAGUGGAAGAAACAAAUAUUCCAUUAAUUGAGUACAUUUUAAUAUAUUUAUAUAACUUUUCUGCUUUACUUUUUGACUUUACUUUUGAAUUGACUUUUUUUGUCAAUUCCUGUUUCGAUG